Molecule: messenger RNA, 1861 nt
Organism: Uranotaenia lowii
Lineage: Eukaryota; Metazoa; Arthropoda; Insecta; Diptera; Culicidae
Product: protein peste-like
Exons: 4
Coding region: 320-1861 (513 amino acids)
Cellular component (GO): cytoplasm; membrane
Molecular function (GO): scavenger receptor activity
Source: RefSeq, a predicted model, not a curated record
UGCGCUCGUUAGUAAUCUCGUGUUUAUACGGUGGAUAAUAAUAGUUUUUUUUUUUUCUAAGGAAAUAAACAGCGGCUCAAAGCGGGGAUUGAACAGGGGGAGGUGUUCUAGGAGAAAAGUCGCUGCGCGCGGUGCAAUUUUCCCGUUCCGCCAGCUGAACUUGAACUUGUGAUACUCGUGUGCUCGAAUAUAGUGCUGAUGUUGUUUCGACUGAAGGGAAUCGAAUAAUAAGCUGUUGUUUUUGGUGCUUUUCCAGCCGGAAGUUUACGCAUCAAAAAUAUAUGUUUGAAAAAAUAAAUUGGGGAAGAGUGGAGAAAUCAUGCGUAUCAACAAGUUCUACUGUGUGGCAAGUUUAGGGGUGAUUCUGGCGCUGGUUGGAGCAUUCUUUGCCAUCUUCUGGGGCCACAUUCUGGAUGCGAUUGUGAUAAAGGAAAAAGCCAUCAACCCGACGUCCAAUGCGUUCAAAAUGUGGCGACGGCCGCCGUUCCAUCCCACCUGGGAGAUCACCCUGUUCAACUGGACCAACGCCGAAGAUUUCAUCCAGAGCCGGGCUCGGAAGCCUGCCUUCAGUGAAGUUGGUCCCUUCGUGUAUUCAGAAUCUACUGAAAAGGUGGACAUCCGGUUCAACACCAAAAACGGAACCGUCAGCUUCCGGCGUCGAAGCACAUUUACGCUGGAUAAGCGGAGAACGCAUGCGUCCCUGGAUGAGCCGGUGACGAAUAUCAAUGUGGUGUCCCUGUCGGCGGCCAAUAGGGCCCACUAUUGGGGUUACGCGGCCCAGCGAGGGAUUUCAUUUGCCCUGUUCACCUACCGGCAGGGCGUUGUGGUUACCAAAACUGCCAGUGAGCUGAUGUUCGAAGGCUACCCGGAACCGAUGAUCGAUCGGGCCACCGAGAUUAUGAAGUUUAUUGGGGAGGAAAUUCCGUUCGAGGGACGCUUCAGUUGGUUCCACACGAUCAAUGCGUCGAAGAAAGCGUACGGAGUCUUCAAUAUGGACAUUGGGAAAGACGAUUCCAGUAAGUAUGGGAUGAUCAAAGCUUGGAACUAUAAAACUCAAGCCCCGUUUGCCGAUGGCGAGUGUGGGAAGUUCCGUGGGUUCAACGGGGAAAUUUUUCCUACCAAACUCCGGAAGGAUCAGCCGUUGAAGAUUUUCACGCCCGAAAUGUGUCGAAUGGUCUCGUUCGAGUUUGAACAGGAAGAGGACGUUCAUGGAGUUAUCGGUUACCGAUUCGUAGGAAAUGCUCGAACCGUGGAUAACGGAUCUCUGUACGCUGAAAACCAGUGUAAUCAUGGAGGAGAAUUCAUGCCAUCGGGACUGAUCAACAUAACCGAAUGUCGACUGGGAGCUCCGUUCUACAUUUCGUUCCCCCACUUCUAUCAGGCUGAUCCGUUCUACAAAAGCCAUGUCCAAGGGAUGAAUCCGGACAAGGAGCGGCACCAGUUCUUCAUCACCAUCGAGCCGACCACCGGGAUCGUGCUGCGAGCUUCGGCCAAGUUCCAGAUAAAUCUGCUCCUACAGCCGUACUCUGCCAUUGCGCUGUACCAAGACGUGCAACGCUCCUACAUUCCGGUGCUUUGGUUUUCGCGAAGUUUCGACCUAUCCCGCGAGGAGGUGCACAAGCUCAAGGGUCUAAUCAACGUGGCUGAUCUCGGCUAUAUCGGAGGUUUCGCGGUGGCCGUCAUCGGGCUGCUGAUGACUUUCUUGGCAAUAGGCCUGAGUUUUGCUUUCAAAUCGAGUCAGCGGAAGCAGGUGCAGCACCAGCAGAACCCUACGCAGAACGGGGGCGAUUCCCGGGGAGACUAUCAACCGGUUCAGAAUGGGACCGGUAGCAAGGGUCCCAAAGAUCGAAUACAGAUGUGA